Fraxinus pennsylvanica is the source of this 549-nucleotide messenger RNA. The record is from the annotation of a GenBank genome assembly. NCBI's taxonomy places the organism in Eukaryota, Viridiplantae, Streptophyta, Magnoliopsida, Lamiales, Oleaceae.
AUGAGGAAGCUGAAAUUUCAUGAGAAGAAGCUGUUGAAGAGAGUUAAUUUCUUGGAAUGGAAGAGAGAAGGCGGCCACCGAGAAGCCUUUGUCAUGCACCGCUACCAUGUAACAGGCAGAGACGACUUCAAGAAGUAUUCGAAUCUGUGCAGAAUGGUGCAGAAGCUAGUGAACAUACUAAAACAGAUGGAUAGCAGAGACCCUUUUCGGACUGAGAUGACUGAUGCCCUCCUUGAAAAGCUGUACAACAUGGGCAUGAUACCAUCUCGUAAAAGUUUGGCUUUAUGUGAUCGUCUAUCAGUAUCAUCAUUUUGUAGGCGCCGGCUGUCCAGUGUCCUCGUACGUCUGAAGAUGGCUGAACACUUGACAGAAGCAGUAACGUAUAUUGAGCAGGGACAUAUUCGUGUAGGACCCGACACUGUUACUGAUCCGGCAUUCCUCGUUACGAGAAAUACUGAAGACUUUAUUACAUGGGUUGAUACAUCCAAGAUAAAGAGAAAGGUCUUGGAAUACAACAAUAAGGUGGACGACUAUGAUGCAAUGAACUGA